This is a messenger RNA of Blastomyces dermatitidis ER-3, 4639 nucleotides long. RefSeq names its product metalloreductase transmembrane component. The transcript has 3 exons. NCBI's taxonomy places the organism in Eukaryota, Fungi, Ascomycota, Eurotiomycetes, Onygenales, Ajellomycetaceae. Gene Ontology annotation, biological process: copper ion import; intracellular iron ion homeostasis; iron ion transport. The record is from RefSeq and is a predicted model, not a curated record. Gene Ontology annotation, cellular component: plasma membrane. Bases 1624 to 3996 code for a protein of 790 amino acids. Gene Ontology annotation, molecular function: ferric-chelate reductase activity.
UGAUGGCCCACAGCUUGGCCUGAUUGAUUGCUUGUAAGUUCCAAUAAUAAUUGCAUGGUAAGUUAACAUUCAUUACCCUGUCUCCUUCACAAUAUCUUCACAAUAUCUUCACAAUAUCUGCAGCAGGCCGCAGAUGGCUGCCGAAAGUAUAUAACAGCACUUUUGAAGGGUGACCUUGCUUGGAGAUGUUUAACGAGGCCACUCUAUCAAUCUGGCAAAGCCUUUCUGAUUGGCCCUGGCCUGGUGCAACGGAUAAAGAUCGAGUCUCAGAGCCAAGGCAAAAAGCAAUAAUGGAAAUUCCAUCUGGGAUGCGUGACGUGACGGCCAUCCUGGUUGUCACAAUAGAGGUCCAGGGCCCCAUCGCCGAGAGCGAUGUCUCCGAUGCAGCCCCGCAGCUUUCUCCACGCGCUCACAUCCCCUCUUCAAAAGUCAGAAGCGCCUGCUGAGCGCCAUUUGGAUCUUCCCAACUCUGGCAUGAACAUACAAUAAAAAAUGUGCCCUCCAGCGUGAAAGCUCAAACAGCCGCCAGCUUAACUAACAGACAAAAAGAGACCGUGAAAGGACCCGCCAUUUUCCAGUCACACUCCACAAUUCAUGCGUCUCGACAAGCUGUCGAAUGCUGUCAAGUAACUCCACGUUUUGACUUCCUCCUACCCGCUGAACAUCUACGCCCAUCACAUCACAUUACACUGUACAUUACUCCGUACAUUAUUACGUCCAAGACCAUCGACCUGUCUGCCAGCCAAUUAAUUCCCUUCCACUAGCAAGGCUGGGUCCGGUUAGUACGGCCAAAAGCACCCCUUUCCGAGGAGGUAGCUCCUGUUCCACGGUCUCCGGUCCCUCGAGCCGGGACAUAUAUCUAGCCACCUGCCUUACAGUUUGCCGAAGAUACCUCCCAUCAAGAGACCAUCAGGCUAGCCGUUGUUGCUUGACUUGUAGUAUAUUUACAUUCAUUCGUUACUCUAAUAUCUUUUUGCUUCUGCACCCGCUUCGACACCAACCCUGGCCGGCCUGCUUUGGUCCGCUCCUUCGUUUUCCUGCCUUAAAUCGUCUUCCCAAACUUGUCUCAUCGCAGGAUCGUGGGAGCCAGUUGCACUGCUUCUACAUAAUCUGUCAUAAGGUCUGACAAGAGUACACGUGUUGGGUCCGAAUAGCACAAACCAAUUGGAGACGAACUUACACGAGCUGAAAUCUUCACCUUUUCGUAUGCCGUUACUUGCUACUUCAGUCGUCGCGCCGCUCUUCUGCUCUGACUCCAUCUUUGGCCUUGACAAUAUGCACAUUAGUCAAUAACCGUUGACUUCUCGGCUGCUGUGGCAACUCUAGACUUUGGCCUCGUUGAUUCCGUGAAUAUCCUACGCUUUCUCCGUCGUCUUGCGCAUCGGUUCCGCGGGUGAACAACUGUGUUAUAAAAGAGAUACCAUUGACUGGUAGAAGUGGCAGCUAGCCAGGUUGGGAGCUGGUUGAUUAGAGGAAGACAAUUGUCUGUCCUGAACGGAACGGGCGAGGCGAAGGAAACUUCAAGUCAGGAAGGCCAACAUAUUUCCAUGAUAUAUUAGCUGGAUCAGGAAUAGGUGGUUUGCAUACCGCAAUUUGGAGAGCGCCUUCGAAAUCAACGAAAUUAUGUCACCGCUAAACAGGUUGAAGGAUUCUUCGGGAGUUUUUCCUAGGGGCCUGGAAUCAUUGGUCUCACUGGCGAAACGCAUCUCAAUUCCUCCCGACGUCCACCAAUCUCCAAUAGAAAUAGAAGAGAGCCAGAGGGAUCCAUGGGCAGAAUCAGGUAAAUAUGCCCUUGGCUGGGUAUAUUUCUCCAUCAUCCUGCUCAUUGCCACGACUUUGCUCUAUCUUUACAAUGUUUGGUGCGAUAAGAUAAGAACAGGCCUCUACAAGGAAGAAGUCCUCAAUAACAAGACGUCAUCGCCACAAUCGGAUUUCGAAAUGACAAGCCCUGGUACUGCCAAUUCUUCACGCAACUUCUUCCCCCCAGAAGGCCCACUUCCAUCCACAACCCCGCGUAGACAAGAAUCCUCAAUAUCGAAUCUAUGGCUUAUUAACUACCUGACAGCGUUUAUAAGGUGGCUAGUCUACAGACCAAUUCCCGUUAUCAGAAUAUGGAAACUCAAGAUCGUGCCCCCGUCGAUGGGUGCCACUGUUAUUGUGUUGAUGGCUUUAAUCUUUGUUACGCUCUAUUGUUUCAUACCCCAACCUCUCUUUUACAGCAGCAUCCGAGCCGGAUCCCCUCCCUUAGCAAUACGUGCCGGAAUGAUAGCCGUUGCACUGAUGCCGUGGAUAAUCGCGCUGAGCUCGAAGGCAAAUCUCAUCUCCCUAAUGACUGGCAUUGGCCAUGAGCGGCUUAAUGUGCUCCAUCGGUGGGGUGGCUACCUUUGCCUCUUUUUGAGCCUUGUCCACAUGAUUCCAUUCUACAUUACCCCUGUCUGGGAGAACGACGGACUUGAAAUAUAUGAGAAACUUCGCACCGGGAAUUUGUAUAUCUAUGCCUCUGGACUGGCUGCAUUCGCACCGCUUUGUUUCCUCUGCGUCCAUUCCUUACCCCUGCUACGCAACAGGCUGUAUGAGCUCUUUGUAACUCUACACGCCCCUGUCAGCGUCAUCUUUCUCGGUAUGCUUUUCUGGCACUGCAAAAAUUUCUUGACUUCUUGGCAUUACCUGUUUUCUACCGUGGCGAUCUGGGUAGUGUCAUACUUUGCCAGACUGUUCUUCUUGAAUUGGACGAAUCCCUUCCGCCUCUCCUGGCUGAUCGGAGAAGAGUCCGCAGUCACAAUUCUCCCCGAAACUGCGGUCAAAGUCACGGUUCCCACGCAGAUGAAAUGGAGACCAGGCCAGUACGUCUAUCUAAGGAUGCCGGGCAUCUCAUUCUUCGAAAAUCAUCCCUUCACUGUUGCCUCUCUAUGUAGUGACGACUUCCCAUCCGAAUAUGGCGAGGAGUACCGAGAUAUGACACUUGUCUUUCGACCAUUCAGUGGCUUCACCGGCAAAGUACUCGACACUGCUCUUGAAAAGGGUCCUUAUAAGACAUAUCGCGCCUUUAUAGAUGGACCUUACGGAGGCAUGCGGCGGGAAAUAGCCUCAUUCGAUGACGUAGUAUUCUUUGCAGGAGGCAGCGGCAUCACAGCCAUCGCUAGCCAACUUCUUGAUCUAAUCAAAAGAAUGCGAGAUGGCAAAGCUCUCACGCGAACGGUGCGGGUCAUCUGGGCCCUCAAGCGUCCGGAAACGCUGGAAUGGUUCAAGGAAGAAUUGCGAAUAUGUCGUGAAUACGCCCCUCCAGGCUCUGUCCUUUGCCAAUUCUACCUCACUGCCGCGAAGCGCUACGAUGGCACGACCAUGACACGCUCGAGACCCCAUAGCACCGCCCUGCACGACCGGAUAAACGACGUCUUCCAGGGAGUUGCCAGCAAGCGAAACUCCGCCUACAUCCGUGAAGAAGCCGGCGGCGACUCAGAGCGCGAGAAAGAGCUCCGCCGCGAAAACGAGGACGGCGUCGCUGCCCUCCCGCCUGCCCAUCUCCAUGAACACCACCAAAACUACCACCACUCGCGCUCCCAGGGCCCUGAAAUCAUCGCCCCUGUCCCCAUCCCUAGUCCCGCACAUCCAUUCCCCUCGUUCCCCUUCUCCCACCCAGAUUACUUCAACCAGCAACACCAACACCAACACCAACAACGAGACACAGAAGACCCACGGUCGUUCGACUUCGGCUUCCCCAGCACCCCCACCCUCUUUCAAAAGAACCUAAUGCGUUUCGCCUUCCUCCCGACACAGAAACGCGACGGCUGGCGCACCGAAUACGGCCGGCCGGACAUCCCUUUCAUCCUACGACAGUUUUCCAAGGAAUUUGGCCGGCGUACGUGCGUGUUUGUCUGCGGGCCGCCUAGCAUGCGGACUGAUGUGGCAAGAACGGUUGCGCAGUUGCAGAGGGUUGUUAUGAAAGAUCCUGGCAGGGAUGAGUUGUAUUUGCAUACGGAGAAUUAUGCGAUCUGAGGAGGACGGGUGAUGCUGGAGCGCUGUGGGCCGGCUUUUUGUUCCAGUGAGAGUGAUUGGCAUAUCGCUAUAUUUUGUUCUUGUUAUUUUACCAGCGUCGACAUACCUUACUUCUUGUUCUUUUCCUAUGUUCAUAUUUGGAUGAAAGACGGAUACCCGGGUUAGGAUUGUGAUUUACUUGGAUUGAAAAAAUUCUUAUCUUUUGGAUGCAGAACGAUGGGAAGGACGGCUACAUUUGUUUUUCCCACUGCGCAUCCUGUCAAGGAUCUGAAGAGGCGGGGAAAACCUCUCUUUUUAUCCUACCACUAUAUAUAUAUUUAUUUUCUCCUCUCCCGUUUUCCUUCUUCCUCCAUUUCUCCACAUUUUGAAGGCUGCAUAGUGAAAGCUGCAUUCUUACAAUAUAUAUAUAUAUCCAAAUUUCGGCCGCUUUCUACUUAGCUAAUAACAUGUAUAACCUGCGUAUUAGGUACUACAAUGAUACCUUUCUCCAACAUAUUAAGAUUCUACAAAACUAAGUCUAUUAGUUUACACAUAGAGCCGCCCGCACGUCUUUUAAGCAUGUAUUCUGCACAUAAAACUUCUUAUGGAAAGAGACAGAUUCUCAUAGAAAAUAUAUGUAUUAGAAAUUAGGUACUGUACAUCC